Ostertagia ostertagi is the source of this 405-nucleotide messenger RNA. Lineage: Eukaryota; Metazoa; Nematoda; Chromadorea; Rhabditida; Trichostrongylidae. The record is from the annotation of a GenBank genome assembly.
UCUUUUGAGGCUGGAAUUCCGCUGUGGCGAGGUAUUAGGGUUCAAGCGUCUACAGAUGGUACCAGGUCAACAGUGAUAUCAUAUUUUCAGUACUCAUUACUACACAUUGCACCACCAUGCUCCACUCCACCGGCUGUGCGAGAAUGUCGUGAGCUGACCGACGAAAAGGGCUGGGUUGACGUGGAUCCUAAAACAUUAAGAUCGAAACACUUCCCUAAUGUGUUCGCCGCGGGUGAUUGCAUGAACACGGGCAAUGCGAAGACGGCCGCGGCAGUUUCCAGCCAUCUGAAGACAGUUGAAAAGAAUUUGACCGCGGUGUUGGAAGGGCGAGAGCCACCAGCAAAAUAUGACGGCUAUUGUUCUUGUCCGUUGGUCAUUAGUAAGGACAGAGGCUAUCCUUGCUGA